AUGACGGUAGUUACACUCACCUCAGCCGACUAUGACCCCAACUGGAGAUUGGAAGCCAAAUUCUGGCGACCAGUCCAGGAAGGGCUCAGGGGUGACCGACCGGAGCCAGAACCCGACAUGCCUCUGAUUCCUAGCGAAGAAAUGUUUGGUCCCGAAAGGACGGCAAGGUACAACAUUGUGUAUGCUGGAGGACGCACUCUUCCACUGGAGCCGCUGCAAGUCCCUGUUCGGGAGGUCAAACAAGCGCCCGGAGACCCAGAGGGCCGCAAUUUCGCACCAAGCAAUCCGGACCAACUGAAGAUGAUGAUCAGUGAUCAUUAUGAAAAGCACAAGGAAACCUGGGCGGAAGAGUUUGGCCCCGCCUCAAAAGCCAUCCUGGCUGCCCUCGCGGACGAGAGAUACAGGGAACACAAGCCGGCAUUGUCGGAGUUGCUGGAACUCAUGUACAGAAUCGCGGACACAGCAGGACGCCCGUCCUUUGAACUCUCACGGAUCCCUGGAGACACGCCUGUGCGCGACGCAGUCCUGCAACUUUUCGCAUACGAUGCCGAUAGGCUCCAGAACGCGGAAAUCAUAAUCUUGGUAACUUCGCUCCUAGUAGCUGACGGCCACGCUGGGUCUUCCCUCGUACCGAUCAUCAAAGAUCCCGAGAUGCAGGAUCUCGCGAAAUUGAUCUACAAAGGCCUCAAAGCAGUGCUCGAAUUAUUCUGGACAAAUGGCGCAGAGGAGCAGUUGAUCAAGGAGCAGAACAAGGUGGACGAGGCGCGAGAGCGGUUGAUCGACGAGCAGGAGCGGUUGGACGAGCAGGAGCAGCUGUUGGACGAGCAGGAGCAGCGGUUGGACGAGCAGGAGCAGCGGUUGAUCGAGAAGCAGGAGCAGUUGGACCAGGAGAAGAAGCGGUUGAAGGAGGAGCAGGAGCUUGAUACAGUAGCGAGAAGGCAGACAGAUGGUUCGGCGGAGCAUUAA
Molecule: messenger RNA, 966 nt
Organism: Microdochium trichocladiopsis
Lineage: Eukaryota; Fungi; Ascomycota; Sordariomycetes; Xylariales; Microdochiaceae
Exons: 3
Coding region: 1-966 (321 amino acids)
Source: RefSeq, a predicted model, not a curated record